CUGCGCGACCAGCGCCAGACCCCGGAGGGCGCGAACGGCGAAGGGGACAAGAGCGGAGCGGGGUGGAGCGGGGGCGGCGGCGAGGAAGGGGUUACGCCGGCGACGUCCGCAGCGCCAGGCUUCGCGUGUGAGCGACGCUGGCGCUGGGCCUGGCAAUCGAGCUUUCCCGGCGGGCCAGCAGGUGGUUGACGCCGGCUCCUGGCGGAGCGCAGGGAGGAGAGAGGUGUCUGUGUCACCGGCGUAGUCGACGGCGGCCCGGCCAUGGAAGAGACGCAGCCGCUUCCACAGUCCGAGCUGCCGUUGUGCGACAGCCUCAUCAUCUGGCUGCAGACUUUCAAUACUGCCGCACCUUGUCGAGAUGUCAAACAGCUGACUAACGGGGUUGCCAUGGCGCAGGUUCUUCAUCAGAUUGAUAUAGCUUGGUUCAAUGAAUCUUGGUUAAGCCGAAUUAAAGAGGAUAUGGAUGACAACUGGAGAAUAAAGGCUAAUAAUUUAAAGAAAGUACUUCAAGGAAUUAUGAGUUAUUAUAAUGAGUUUUUGGGGCAGCAGAUUUCUGAAGAACUUAUUCCUGAUUUAAACCAAAUAACUGAAUGUUCCGAUUCUGUGGAGCUUGGGAGGUUGCUCCAGCUUAUUUUAGGUUGUGCAGUCAACUGUGAAAAGAAGCAAGAACAUAUUCAAACUAUAAUGACCCUGGAAGAAUCUGUGCAACAUGUGGUCAUGACUGCUAUUCAAGAGUUGAUGAGUAAAGAAAUACUAAACUGUCCUACAAACGAUGCUGUUGGAGAAUUAGAGCAACAGCUUAAGAGGGCCUUGGAAGAACUUCAGGAAGCACUAGCAGAGAAAGAAGAACUGAGGCAAAGAUGUCAAGAAUUAGAUAUGCAGGUGACUGCACUACAAGAUGAAAAGAAUUCACUAGUUUCUGAGAAUGAGAUGAUGAAUGAAAAACUUGACCAGUUGGAUGGAUCUUUUGAUGAUCCAAAUACAAUGGUUGCAAAAAAGUAUUUUCAUGCACAUUUACAACUGGAACAAUUACAGGAAGAAAACUUCAGGCUUGAAGCUGCAAAAGAUGAUUACCAAGUUCACUGUGAGGAACUUGAAAAGCAACUCAUUGAAUUUCAGCAUAGGAAUGAUGAAUUGACGAGUCUUGCUGAAGAAACAAGAGCCCUAAAAGAUGAAAUAGAUGUUCUUAGGGCUACCUCUGAUAAAGCAAAUAAACUGGAGUCAACAGUCGAAAUAUAUCGUCAGAAACUACAAGAUCUGAAUGACCUUCGUAAGCAGGUGAAAACUUUACAGGAUACAAACAUGAUGUAUAUGCAUAAUACAGUGAGCUUGGAAGAAGAAUUAAAGAAGGCAAAUGCAGCACGUACACAAUUAGAAACAUACAAGAAGCAGGUUCAAGAUCUUCACAUUAAACUUUCCUCUGAAUCCAAAAGGGCAGAUACAUUGGCAUUUGAAAUGAAGCGGCUUGAAGAAAAACACGAAGCUUUAUUGAAGGAAAAAGAGAGAUUAAUAGAACAGCGUGAUACUCUGAAAGAAACAAAUGAAGAGCUUCGAUGUGCACAAGUACAACAGGAUCACCUAAACCAAACAGAUACAUCUGGUACAAAAAGUUAUGAGAAUCUUGCUGCUGAGAUUAUGCCAGUGGAAUAUAGAGAGGUGUUUAUUCGACUGCAACAUGAAAAUAAGAUGCUUCGCUUACAGCAGGAAGGUACUGAGAAUGAGCGCAUUGAGGAACUUCAGGAGCAGCUAGAACAGAAGCACCGUAAGAUGAAUGAAUUGGAGACCGAGCAAAGGCUGAGCAAAGAGCGCAUCCAAGAAUUGCAGCAGCAGAUCGAGGACCUCCAGAAAUCAUUACAGGAACAAGGCUCCAAGUCUGAAGGAGAAAGUUCCAGCAAACUAAAGCAGAAGUUGGAAGCUCAUAUGGAAAAAUUAACAGAGGUCCAUGAAGAAUUACAGAAGAAGCAAGAGCUCAUUGAAGAUCUUCAGCCAGAUGUAAACCAGAAUGUGCAAAAGAUAAAUGAACUUGAAGCUGCUCUUCAGAAGAAGGAGGAAGAUAUGAAAGCAAUGGAGGAAAGAUAUAAAAUGUACUUGGAGAAAGCAAGAAAUGUAAUAAAAACUUUAGAUCCCAAGUUAAAUCCAGCAUCAGCUGAAAUAAUGCUACUUAGAAAGCAGUUAGCAGAAAAAGAAAGAAGAAUUGAGAUUUUGGAGAGUGAAUGUAAAGUAGCAAAAUUCCGUGAUUAUGAAGAAAAACUCAUUGUUUCUGCCUGGUAUAAUAAGAGUCUAGCAUUCCAGAAACUGGGGAUGGAAUCUAGGCUUGUGAGCGGCAGUGGUGCGUGCAAAGACACUGGUGCAUGUACUCCUGCACGGUCUUUUUUAGCUCAGCAACGGCACAUCACCAACACCAGAAGAAAUCUCUCUGUUAAAGUUCCUGCUACAACAUCCGAUUAAACUGUAACAGAAAACGUAAACAGAAGUGCCCUUAAAAUAUUUUGUCUCUUUCAACUACUUACUAGAUUGAAAAAGAAAUUCAUGAUAUAAGCCAAUUUAAAAUCAAAAUGCAUAAAAUUAAUUUUGCCAGCUGACUUUUCAAACAAAAUACAGAAUUAGUUAUCUCUCUAAGGGAGUACAUUUGAAUAAUUUGGAGAUGUUAUUAAGCACAUAUUUCAAACAAACAUUUGUCUUUUGAGAGUAUUGUAAUUUCAGAUUGACAUUCUAUAUUUUAGUUUCAUAUUUUCAGUUUUACCAGUAACUUGGUUAAUUUCCAAUGCGUAAUCAGUAAUAUGUAAUUUAAAAAUAUAUAUUUGUUUUAUUGUUUUGGAUGAUGUAAACAGUCUUGAGGUAGCACCUGGAGAACUAUAAAGAGUUAGUUUUUGACUUGAUAUAUACAAGAUUUUACCUUUAUCCUCUUAAUUCUUCAUUAUUUUAUCAUGUAAUGAAUUGAAGAUUUAACAUUUGGAAGAUUUGACUAUUGAAAUAAUUUUGCAUAGUGAAAAUGACUAAUUGGAAAUUUUAUAGAUUCAAAAAAUGUCAUAGUUUUCAUAUGUACCUACUGUACACAAGGGCUUCUGUACAGCAGGGUUGAAAUGUUAAGGGCAUAGAAAUGAACUGAUUCUUGUACGAGGUGACUUUCUGAUGGGCAGCAAGCUAAAAAAAAUGCUUUCUGUGAAAUGCCCACAUACUUUUAAAUUUAAUGAAGAUUACAAUUGUUACUGCUUUUAAGGAUAAAAUUAUCAGGGGGUCUCUGCUAAAAAGGAUUUUUUAUUUUAUUUAUUUUUAUUUUAUUUUAUUUUUUAAUUUUGGUAUCAUGAAUGUACAAUUCCAUGAGCAACACUAUGGUUACUAGACUCCCCCCAUUAUCAAGUCCCCACCACAUACCCCAUUACAGUCACUGUCCAUCAGCGUAGUAAGAUGCUAUAGAAUCACUACUUGUCUUCUCUGUGUUGUACUGCAUUUCCUGUGUACUACACCCCCUACACUAUGUGUGCAAAUCGUACUGCCUCCUUUUCCCCUUAUCCCUCCCUUCCCACCCAUUCUCCCCAGUCCCUUUGCCUUUCGUAACUGAUAGUCCAUUCUUGUGUUCUGUGAGUCUGGUGCUGUUUUGUUCCUUCAGUUUUUUCUUUGUUCUUAUACUCCACAGAUGAAUGAAAUCAUUUGAUAUUUGUCUUUCUCUGCCUGGCUUAUUUCACUGAGCAUAAUACCCUCUAGCUCAAUCCCUGUUGUUGCAAAUGGGAGGAUUUGUUUUCUUCUUAUGGCUGAAUAAUAUUCCAUUGUGUAUAUGUACCACAUCUUCUUUAUCCAUUCAUCUGCUGAUGGACACUUAGGUUGCUUCCAUUUCUUGGCUAUCGUAAAUAGUGCUGCGAUAAACGUAGGGGUGCAUCCGUCUUUCUCAAACUUGAUUGCUGCGUUCUUAGGGUAAAUUCCUAGGAGUGGAAUUCCUGGGUCAAAUGGUAUUUCUAUUUUGAUUUUUUUGAGGAACCUCCAUACUGCUUUCCACAACGGUUGAACUAAUUUACAUUCCCACCAGCAGUGUAUGAGGGUUCCCGUUUCACCACACCCCCACCAACAUUUGUUGUUGUUUGUCUUUUGGAUGGUGGUGAUCCUAACUGGUGUGAGAUGAUAUCUCAUUGUGGUUUUAAUUUGCAUUUGCCUGAUAAUUAGCGAUGUGGAGCAUCUUUUCAUGUGCCUGUUGGCCAUCUGAAUUUCUUCUUUGGAGAAGUGUCGGUUCAGAUCCUCUACCCAUUUUUUAAUUGAAUUAUUUGCUUUUUGUUUGUUGAAGUAUGUGAGCUCUUUAUAUAGUUUGUAUGUCAACCCCUUAUCGGAUAUGUCAUUUAUGAAUAUAUAUAUUCUCCCAUACUGUAGGAUGUCUGUUAUUCUACUGAUGGUAGAAAAAGAGAAUUUAUAAUAGUUUUGCCUCUUUGCUGAAAAGAACUGGUGCAGUGAUGAAAUAAUUUAGAAUCAGUUGGAUUUUAUUAAUUAAUGAAUCUGUCUUAGGCUGAGUUUAUGGUAUUCAGUUCAUUUCUGUGCAAAGCUCUUAUUUUCAAAUGUGUUACUUUCUAAUUUUUCUGGUCAUUUGUAAGUACAUAUUAGAAUUUUAUUUCAGUGUUAAAUCUGUGCUGUCCAAUAUUUAGCCACAAGCCAUAUAUGGCAACUUAAACUAAGUAAAAUAAAAAAUUGAGUUCCUUGGUUGCACCAACCACAUUUUAAAAGUUCAACAGCUGCAUGUGACUUGUGGCUACAGUAUUGGACAGUGAGGACAUUUCCAUCUUUGCAGAAAGUUCUGUUGGACAAUGCUAUGCUAAAUUUUUUUUAUAAUAACUUGGAGAUAUUCUUUGAUGUCAGACUGCAAAAUAAAAAUAACAGAAGUGUUAGGACUAUUUCAGGUGUGAAAAGGAAUCGAAUAUUGACAUACCCAGCAUCUUGCAUUCCUUAUAGUUGAAUAUCUUAUGUUGGGGCAUUCAUAGUUAAUCUUCCCAGUGCUGUUCAACAGCGACAUACCUAUUAGCCAUAUGUCUAGACUAGAGGUCAGCAAAAUACCAUUUAUUCUUGUAAAGGAAUAAAUGGUAAACAGUAAAUAUUUUAGGCUUUUUGGACCAUAUAAUCUAUUUCAAAUACUCAACUCUGCCCUUAAGUAUGAGAACAGCAGCCAUAUACAAUAUGAAAACAAUGGAUGUGGUUGUAUUUCAGUAAACCUUACAAAAACUGUCAUUAGGCCACAUUUGGCCUGCAGGCUGUACAUCUCUGAUCUAGAUUUUAUUCUUAGCCUUUCUUUGCAAAUAUAAGUAUUGUUCUAUUUACAGUAUUACUCUUUUAGAUACUUGGUUUUUAGAUUCUCCACCAGUAAAUUUUUUUAACCACUGAAAAUACAAAACUUUCAUACUGCAUUUGGGUCUUUGAGAAUAGAAAGCAUCUGUCGGGAUACCUUUUUUUUUAUCAGGGUUAUUGCUGUUGACUACCUCUUAGAUUUUGUUGUUUUUUAUUGGUGCAGUUAUAUUAGUUGGUUUGUGUUUUCAUAUAUUGUAGUCUCUGCUUGCCUGCAAAUUUUAGUGAAAUGAAAUGAGCCUUAGAAAAUAUUUUAGCAUGCUAAUUAUAUUUUUCUAAAUAUUAUGACAUUUCUGUAUAUUUGGUCAAUGUAAGUCAUCUGCUCCUUUGGUGUUUACUACUUGUCUUUGAGAUUUUACAAGUUCUUCAAGCUCCCUUUAAAACAUCAAUUCCAAUAAAUUAGUAUUUUUACUGUUCAGUUGCUAAUAAAUGAUCAGUCAUUAUAUUUGGAAUUUCUAAGUAAACAUGCAGUUUCUGAAAAAGCACAUAAGACUAGAUUUUAUUUUUCUUCAUAGAGAAAAAGUAAACUUCAUGAUUUAUCACUUUUCUAGUUGAUAAGUAGAAUUUAAAGUGCUUGAUACAUAAGUAUUUAUACAAACUAAUGUGAAGUUCUGUAUUAUUGUGGUUAGUCAUAUGAAAAUUCAGGAACUUAUCAGAAGUGAGAUUCUUUUCCACGUCUGGUUAAUGUGAGAUUGACACCCUGUGGGUGAUAAAGCAUUUUACGUUUUCAUCAUGAACCAUGAUUUAUACGUGUCUGCGUUGUGAGGCUUAAGUACAUACACCAGCAAAGAGAAAUUCCGCAUUUAUCUACUUGAUAAAGACUUGAAUGGCCUGUUAUAGUAAAGUAAAACCAUAGACCAAUUUGGAAAUGAUCUUUAAUUUUGAGUAUUUGCUCUAAGAUUGAUAGUCCUUUCUCUUUUUAAAAUAAAAAGUGUAUAUUCAUAUGACAGUGAUGUUUAUCCUGAAAUUAACUUAAUUUAUUGAGAAACAUUGAAGUUCACUCUUAUUUUUUUCAGUGAAUAAGGCUGUUGAACUAAUGACUUAGCAUAAUUAAGAAUUAAUGUCUUAUCUAGAAACAUUAAACUGAGUAGGCGUCAUUAAGAUGUCAUCAUCUUUGCAACUAGAGUGCUAAUUUGAAUGUUAGAUAAUGCUUCUACAUCUAUACCUGUUUCUGUAUACUGGCACAUCUGGCCCAGUGAGGUGGCUUUUGGGCCACAAUACCGUGUUAGGUUCUCUAUAUGUAUAUUUAAUGAGAAACAUUACUAUGUAAAAGGUGUGUAUGGUUGUAUGCAUACAUUCUUAUUGUGAACUUUAACAUUGCAAAGAAGUAGUUUGGAAAUUUAUAAAGUGAAACUAUAGAAGAAAAUAAUGUGCAGUUAUUAAACUUGAUGUAGCCUUUAAAUGUAAUGUUUAGUUUAUAAAAGGUUCUAUUUUCUAUGGGAAAAACUUUGACACUUGAAAAAUAGAAACAAUGAUUUAUUUUUGUAAGUAUUUAGGAUAUUAUUUUAAAUAAAUGAUUGUCCAAUAACAAUAUAAUAGUUGUGAAAUGUUUUAGAUAUAUAAAUUUUCUGAUCCUGUGUCUGAUAGCUAUGGAUUUUUAGCAGGUACAAAUGCACAUUAUUUGUUGCUUUAAAUAAAGAACUUAAAAUAUUUAGAUGGAUUAAAGAAAAAUAACUGCUUCAGUUGAAUUCUUCUAAUUUUGUUUUUCAUUUGAAUAUAUUUGGUGAAUCAUAAGAUGGGUAAAAGUGAUUUUUUUAGUGUUUGUUAUGUGCCUCCAGUUUUAUUACUACAAUCUAGACAUUUUGCAUUAUUGUGGAAUCCAGAAUAUUUGUUUUCUUUGGCAGAGAGUGCUAUCUAUCCCUUAAUAUCCAUUCUCUCUUUCUUCCUUUAGUAACAGAACCCCAUAUUUUAUGGGGUUUGCUAUGUUUCCCAUCAGGGAGGAUAAUAACUAUUCCUUUUGAGUAGGUGGGGCUGUUUAACCAAGUUCUGUCCAAAGAGAUGUAAUAGUAGCGAUGUGUGCCUAUUAAAAGAAUGGGUGUCCCUUCCCUAGCUGUUUCCCCUCUCCAUCUGAAAUACCGUGUGCCUGGGAGCAACCCAAAUGUGGACUACAGUCCAGACUUCUCUUGUUUAAGCAGUUUUUAAAAAGCCACGUGGGGGUUUCUUCCAGCAUGCUUCUUAUUGUCCAGUUUAUACAGGUUUGUAAAAAUGAGUUGUGAAAUCUUUGGAAAAGUAUAGGUGUUCCAUAUACUUGGAACAUGUCUUGGGAAGUUUUAAUUCUGUUGCUGUUAAUGGAUGCUCAAUAAAUAUUUGUUUAAUUAA
Molecule: messenger RNA, 7638 nt
Organism: Manis pentadactyla (Chinese pangolin)
Lineage: Eukaryota; Metazoa; Chordata; Mammalia; Pholidota; Manidae
Product: protein Hook homolog 1
Exons: 22
Coding region: 262-2448 (728 amino acids)
Biological process (GO): cytoskeleton-dependent intracellular transport; cytoplasmic microtubule organization
Cellular component (GO): centrosome; cytoplasm
Molecular function (GO): microtubule binding; dynein light intermediate chain binding
Source: RefSeq, a predicted model, not a curated record